Messenger RNA from Cuculus canorus (common cuckoo), 1151 nucleotides. It is a transcript of the gene TXNL1, whose product is annotated as thioredoxin like 1. The coding region runs from base 68 to 937 and encodes 289 amino acids. Lineage: Eukaryota; Metazoa; Chordata; Aves; Cuculiformes; Cuculidae. The transcript has 8 exons. The record is from RefSeq and is a predicted model, not a curated record.
CAGGGCGGCGGCGCUCGGGGCGGGGCGGCCGCGCUCCCGGCUCGGUGACGCCGCGCUCUUGGCAGCCAUGGGGGGCGUGAAGGUGAUCGGCAACGACGCCGAGUUCCAGCCCGAGCUGAGCGCCGCGGGGGCGCGCCUCGCCGUCGUCAAGUUCACCAUGAGGGGGUGUGGUCCGUGUUUGAGGAUCGCUCCGGCCUUCAACGCGUUGAGCAACAAAUACCCGCAGGCGACGUUCUUGGAGGUGGACGUCCACCAGUGCCAGGGAACAGCGGCCACCAACAACAUCUCGGCCACUCCUACUUUCCUCUUCUUCCGGAACAAGGUGCGAAUCGACCAAUACCAAGGAGCCGACGCCGUUGGUUUAGAAGAGAAGAUCAAACAACACUUGGAGAACGAUCCCGGCAAUAACGAAGACGUCGAUAUCCCCAAAGGCUACAUGGACCUGAUGCCCUUCAUCAACAAGGCCGGGUGCGAGUGCCUCAACGAGAGCGACGAGCACGGCUUCGAGAACUCCUUACGGAAAGACUCCACCUACUUGGAGUCGGACUGCGACGAGCAGCUGCUCAUCACCGUGGCGUUUAGUCAACCCGUCAAGCUUUACUCCAUGAAGCUCCAGGGACCAGAUAACGGCCAAGGUCCAAAGUACGUCAAGAUCUUCAUCAACCUCCCUCGCUCGAUGGACUUUGAAGAAGCCGAGAGGAGCGAACCCACGCAGGCCUUGGAGCUGAGCCCGGAAGACAUCAAAGAAGAUGGCAUCAUCCAACUCCGCUACGUCAAAUUCCAGAACGUCAACAGCGUCACCUUGUUUGUCCAAUCCAACCACGGCGAUGAGGAGACAACCAGGAUCACGUACUUCACCUUCAUCGGAACUCCUGUCCAAGCCACCAACAUGAACGACUUCAAACGAGUAGUUGGGAAGAAGGGCGAGAGCCAUUAGGACAGAAGACACUGGAAGGCCUUAUCGCAACCAACGAGAUCUUCACUUGUAGCUCCACCUCCUGGAUGACUCCGCGACCCUCACCAGAGACUCUCGGCCUCUUGCGUUGGACGCCGUGACCCAUAAGUCCCUGCUUCUCCAGCUGGAGCUUCUCCUGGCGUGUUGGUGUGACCCGUCCCACCUCGGGGUGUAAAUAAAGCCAUUCCUUUUGCCA